CUGGCGGCUGGCGACGUGGGGCGAACCGGAAAGGAAACACGAGCCGGACGGGGCGAGGGCUGCCGUGGUAAAUAGGGCGGGAGCAAUGGCGGCCCCGGGAACUUCGUCCCCACCUACCCCUGCGCCAGGUGGCGUCUUGCGGGGAGGGGGAUGGGAACCUCUGGACCCCACUCCAGAGCCCAAGCAGCUCCCAGAGCUGAUUCGCAGGAAGAGAGAUGGAGAGCGCCUGAGUGAGGAGGAUAUCAGGCACUUUGUGCGUGCGGUGGUGGACGGCAGUGCACAGGAUACACAGAUCGGGGCCAUGCUCAUGGCUAUCCGACUGCGGGGCAUGGAUCUGGAGGAGACCUUUGCAUUGACUCAGGCCCUCGCCAAGUCUGGUCAACAACUGGAGUGGCCAGAGGCCUGGCACCAGCAGCUGGUGGACAAACAUUCCACAGGGGGCGUGGGUGACAAGGUCAGCCUGGUCCUGGCACCUGCCCUGGCUGCAUGUGGCUGCAAGGUGCCAAUGAUCAGCGGACGUGGUCUGGGGCACACAGGUGGUACCCUGGAUAAGCUGGAGUCCAUUCCUGGAUUCAGUGUCAUCCAGAGCCCAGAACAGAUGCAAAUGCUGCUGGAGCAAGUGGGCUGCUGUAUCGUGGGUCAGAGUAAGGAGCUGGUCCCUGCGGAUGGACUCCUGUAUGCAGCUCGAGAUGUGACAGCUACGGUGGACAGCCUGCCACUCAUCACAGCCUCGAUCCUCAGUAAGAAGGUCGUGGAAGGACUAUCGGCUCUGGUGGUGGACGUUAAGUAUGGUGGAGCCGCAGUCUUCCCUGACCAGGAGCAGGCCAGAGAGCUGGCAAGGGCACUGCCAAGCUUUCCCCGACCUCAUCCUGGCGGGACUGGCACCCAGGAUGCGCCAGGGCUGGAGUAUGACGAUGGGCUACAGGAGACCCACAAGUCCUCCAUCCGGAGCCUCCCUUUACAGGUUGGAGUGGGGGCGGGCCUAGGGAUGAGGGUGGCCGCCGCGCUGACCGCUAUGGACAACCCCCUGGGCCGCAGCGUGGGCCACGCCCUGGAAGUGGAAGAAGCGCUGCUUUGCCUGGAUGGGGCGGGGCCGCGGGACCUGCGAGACCUGGUCACUCAGCUCGGUGAGCGGGGUGGAGAGGGCCGAGCCCGGGCUGCUCAUCGCCGUGGGCGCAUGCGCUGUGGCGGCGAGCGUGGCCGUGGGCUUCUGCACCAGGUACGGGUGUCUGGGCCGGGGAAGCGACCCACACGGCCUCGCGGUUGGUGUAGCGCCUGCUUCUAG
Molecule: messenger RNA, 1285 nt
Organism: Fukomys damarensis (Damara mole-rat)
Lineage: Eukaryota; Metazoa; Chordata; Mammalia; Rodentia; Bathyergidae
Gene: Tymp
Product: thymidine phosphorylase
Exons: 8
Coding region: 86-1285 (399 amino acids)
Biological process (GO): pyrimidine nucleobase metabolic process
Cellular component (GO): cytosol
Molecular function (GO): 1,4-alpha-oligoglucan phosphorylase activity
Source: RefSeq, a predicted model, not a curated record